AUACACUCACAAUUUUUUCAAGAAUCAGCAAUGGCGGACAGCUUUGACCAAGACGCCCUGAGGCCCUUGACCAAGGAGGAGUUCAAUGCCUUCCACAAUAUCGACCGCAUCAUGUUCUUCAGGCUUGUAUUCAACCUCCAGCGCGACCCCGGUGAAUCAAUGAAGGUCAUGGCUUUCCUACUUUGGCUGGAACAAACAAAGCAGGCUUGCAACUUGGUAUACGACACUUUGCCAUGGCCCAAUUCCCUUGUAAAUGCUUUAGCCAACGAGGUCGUCCUGUGCCUGCAGUGCAUAGAAAGUAUCGAAUUCCCUUCAGCCUUAAACGGUGUCCACAUUCCCUUGAUUCAUAAAAUGACAAAAGGCGGGGUUUCCCUCCGAUUCUUUCACGACGACCGUCUCUGCAUAAUUCAUGGGAUCAAGAAAAUUGUUAAUGAAGUUUGUCUCAGAGCGUUUGAGGAUAUAAUGGAGCAAGUGAAACAGAGUAAAGCAAAGUCGGUUGUUGAAGACAUAGAAGGACAGGGUAUGAAUCCCCUGUUUCAGGAGGUCCCGCCUGUUGUGCCUGGGGUUGUGAACUAUGGGACUACCGUACUCGGAACUGUCCAACAGGAACCGGGGUUCGUUACGGCUGGUGUCGAUUCAAAGUCCGUCGAACUCGAUGUUUAUGACCUUGUCGUUCAGAGAAAGGUUAUGAACGGUGAAGUCGGGGAGGACAUGAACCGUGUCAGUAAGACUACCGGCGAGAAAGAGAAGAGGGAAGUAGAAGAUCCCGCUGAUGAGAGGACGAUUUUCUUGACAUUUUCCAAAGGGUACCCAAUUUCAGAGAAAGAAGUCAUAGACUACUUUACAAGGAAGUUUGGGGACUGCAUUGAAGCAAUUCACAUGCAAGAAGUACCAGUGGAGAAGCAGCCGCUAUAUGCACGGCUGGUGGUGCAGUCUCCUUCUUCCCUAGAGAAGAUACUGGGCGGCAGGUACAAAGCCAAUUUCUCCAUUAAUGGGAAGCAUCUUCGGGGCAGGAAGUAUAUGCCUGAAAAAGCAAAGUUCACAGGGCCUUCAAUGUCGCGAUCCGCUUCAUCAACUGCAUCUUAAACUUCAAUAUCUCACUUUGUUGGAUUGGAGAAGGGAUUUUUUAGUAAAUAACUAGUAGUUAGGAACUGGAAAGCAAUAUAACAGUGCUUUUGUU
Rubroshorea leprosula is the source of this 1180-nucleotide messenger RNA. NCBI's taxonomy places the organism in Eukaryota, Viridiplantae, Streptophyta, Magnoliopsida, Malvales, Dipterocarpaceae. The record is from the annotation of a GenBank genome assembly.